Messenger RNA from Phyllostomus discolor (pale spear-nosed bat), 1547 nucleotides. Its product is annotated as ATPase PAAT. Lineage: Eukaryota; Metazoa; Chordata; Mammalia; Chiroptera; Phyllostomidae. The record is from RefSeq and is a predicted model, not a curated record. The transcript is spliced from 7 exons. Bases 1 to 1542 code for a protein of 513 amino acids.
AUGAGCGCAGCUCUCGGGGUGGUACCCGGGUGCUGCCAGUGCGCAUGCUCCUCUUCCCGGAGGGGUCUAGCGGAAAAUUUUGAACCCAGGGGCAAAAGGCGGCCCGGCUCGCGCAUGCGCAUGCGUCUCUACCACACGGCGUACUCUUCCCGCAGGAGCGAGAGGUCGAGGCUACUGGGUUUAAAGCCGGACGAGCUGGAAACGGCGACCGAGACUGAGGGUGGGCUGUGGACCCACUGCCCGUCGCUGGCCUCUUCCUGGGAUGCCACAGGCGGGGCCCUGGACCAGAGCCUCCUUGUCACCGGAGCUGGUGUCGGCGCCCCGGACUCCGAAUGGGAUGAGCUGCUGGCGCCACCUGCCCCAGGCCAGGACCCGGUGAUUUUGAAAAGGAGCCCGAACAGCCCAGGGGAAACCCCCUGCUUCCUUUACCUGCGCUGUGACCCUGAGGCAGGGGAAGAAAUCGUUUCUGUUGGCGUUUUAAGUUCGGCGAGAAACAUGGAGGUGUACGUAGCAGAGGAGUACAGUGGGACCAGUCGGGGCAAGACUGUUCCCGAUGCUCUGGAGAACAGUGAACAUGAAAAGAUUAUCUUGUACAAAAAAUAUCUAAAAUUGGAGUCCUCCACAUAUGCUCGUAAAAUAAAGUUGCUGUCCUUCGGGAAAAAGCAGUGUGUGCUGGUCAGCAGAGUCGUGGUGCACGUGGGGCCGGCCUCAGCACGCCCUGCGGUGCGCUCUCCCGCGGUGGGCGCGGGGGUGGACCUGCAGCGGGUCCAGACCAUCGUGCGGUCCGUGGGGUCCACCUUGUCGCCCGGAGCUCAGCAGCUGAUGAGCAUGGUCAGCUCCCAGCAGCAGAACUGCAUCUCCAUCGGAGAGCAGCUUCAGUCGGUUUUGGGAAAGACUGCGUUCUCUCGAGUGAUGGGCCUGCAGGCGUUGUCCCCGUCGGCAGCCUGGGACGGGUCACCCUCCGCACCUUCUCCCUUCAGAGCUGGGUUGACUCCUGGACACGUGACUGGCGGCCCCGAAGCUCACACUGACCGCAGCGCCCAGCCAGCCGCUGGAGGACCCGUUACAGACCUCAGAGGGUGUACGGCUGUACCGCCAAACCGUUCUCUUCCCGUGGGUGAUCUGAAGAAUGCGGUGUCUUCUCUCCUGAAGAAAGCAAGUGACCGCUCGGGUGCGCCCAGCUCGGAGCUGCUGCCUCUUCUGCAGAGUCUGUGCAGCCACGUGAAUGGGCUCCGUGCGGGCCAGAAGGCCGAGCGGCCGGGCGCCGUCUCCAGGCCCAGUGACGGCAUCGCUGCUGUGGCGUUCGGCGAGCAGCCUGUUUGCUCCUACCUGGGAAAGAUUCUCACUAAAAGUAUGGACCUGCUGGAAAAGAGACUCACGGACCACAUCGACCAGCAAGUCCGCGCCCUCCAGGAGCACAUAGAGGGGAAGAUCACCAUGCUGGCGGACUUGCUGCAGAGCCCCAGCUCCCCCCCACCCCCUGCCGGGCUGCCCCUGAGGCUCUGUGACUCUGGGGAGAGGCUCUCAAACGGGGAGAGAUGAGUGGC